Heterocephalus glaber (naked mole-rat) is the source of this 2681-nucleotide messenger RNA. It is a transcript of the gene Hnrnpa3, whose product is annotated as heterogeneous nuclear ribonucleoprotein A3. The record is from RefSeq and is a predicted model, not a curated record. Gene Ontology annotation, cellular component: catalytic step 2 spliceosome. Gene Ontology annotation, biological process: mRNA splicing, via spliceosome. NCBI's taxonomy places the organism in Eukaryota, Metazoa, Chordata, Mammalia, Rodentia, Bathyergidae. Gene Ontology annotation, molecular function: mRNA 3'-UTR binding.
AUCGCUCCGCCCUCAAGCCGGCGGCGCGCGGUAAGCGCGUCACGUGACGGCUGGCCCCGCCUCUUCCUCUCGGUCCCAUAUUGAACUCGAGUUGGAAGAGGCGAGUCCGGUCUCAAAAUGGAGGUAAAACCGCCGCCCGGUCGCCCCCAGCCCGACUCCGGCCGUCGCCGCCGCCGCCGGGGGGAGGAGGGCCAUGAUCCAAAGGAACCAGAGCAGUUGAGGAAGCUGUUUAUUGGUGGUCUGAGCUUCGAAACUACAGAUGAUAGCUUAAGAGAACAUUUUGAGAAAUGGGGCACACUCACAGAUUGUGUGGUAAUGAGAGAUCCCCAAACAAAACGCUCCAGGGGCUUUGGUUUUGUGACUUACUCUUGUGUUGAAGAGGUGGAUGCAGCAAUGUGUGCUCGACCACACAAAGUUGAUGGGCGUGUAGUGGAACCAAAGAGAGCUGUUUCUAGAGAGGAUUCAGUAAAGCCUGGUGCCCAUCUAACAGUGAAGAAAAUCUUUGUUGGCGGUAUUAAAGAAGAUACAGAAGAAUAUAAUUUGAGAGACUACUUUGAAAAGUAUGGCAAGAUUGAAACCAUAGAAGUUAUGGAAGAUAGACAGAGUGGGAAAAAGAGAGGAUUUGCUUUUGUAACUUUUGAUGAUCACGACACAGUUGAUAAAAUUGUUGUUCAGAAAUACCACACUAUUAAUGGGCAUAAUUGUGAAGUGAAAAAGGCCCUUUCUAAACAAGAGAUGCAGUCUGCUGGAUCACAAAGAGGUCGUGGAGGUGGAUCUGGCAACUUUAUGGGUCGUGGAGGAAACUUUGGAGGUGGUGGAGGGAAUUUUGGCCGUGGUGGAAACUUUGGUGGAAGAGGAGGCUAUGGUGGUGGAGGUGGUGGCAGCAGAGGUAGUUACGGAGGAGGUGAUGGUGGAUAUAAUGGAUUCGGAGGUGAUGGUGGAAACUAUGGCGGUGGUCCUGGUUACAGUAGUAGAGGAGGCUAUGGUGGUGGUGGACCAGGAUAUGGAAAUCAGGGUGGUGGAUAUGGUGGAGGAGGAGGAUAUGAUGGUUACAAUGAAGGAGGAAAUUUUGGUGGUGGUAACUAUGGUGGUGGUGGAAACUAUAAUGACUUUGGAAAUUAUAGUGGUCAACAGCAAUCAAAUUACGGACCCAUGAAAGGGGGCAGUUUUGGUGGAAGAAGCUCUGGUAGUCCUUAUGGUGGUGGUUAUGGAUCUGGUGGUGGAAGUGGUGGAUAUGGUAGCAGAAGGUUUUAAAAAACAACAGAAAAGGGUUGAAUGAGAACCCUACUUGCCUAAAUGAGGAAUGUCUUUCCUACCAUCUUAAAUACGAAGGUUUCUGGCUGGGUAAGGUUUGUAGCUCACAGUAAAACUUGACGCCAUUUAUUUCCAUAUAAAUCUAUAUUACAUACUUUAAAACAUGAGUCCCUCUCCAGUAGGUACAUUGGGAAAAUUACCAAGCUGAAAACCACAGUGGUACCGUGUUUGAUGCAAUUUUUUUAAAUCCCCAAGAAUGGCCAUCCCUGAGUGUUCUACUUGAGUCACAUGUAGUCCAUUUUCUUCAUGUAUAGAAUUCAGUGUUUUUAGGGUAGAGUCGAUUUUUGGUAAGGGAAAGUAACCUCAACUUUGUGAACAGUUUUUGUCAUAAACGUGACUUAGAACAUGUUACGCUGCCAGUUGUACUAGGAAAAACAUCUUCAGAUGAACUUAACAUAAUAACUACAUCUUACAGAUACAAACGUGUCUUCAUUCACGUGGCCUCAUAAGCUUUCACAAAUUCAGGGAAUUUGGACUGAUGGGAUGAAUUUUGGUUUUGUUCAUUUUGGUUAAUCUUAACCAGAAGCAGUAGGGGCCUGAUUACACUAAUGGUCCUUUAUAAAAGGGUAUCUUUCCCAAAGAAUUACUUGGUUACUAUUCAUAUCAGUUGCUGAUUAUUAAUAAGGGCUAUUUUUGCUGCCCCAAAAGGGCAUAUUAAAAUUGAGGUUUAAUUCACUUUUUAAAUAAAAUAACAUUUAAGGGGCAAAGUACUAGUUUCUGUAAAACAGGUUGACUAAAUCACAGUUUCUACACAGAAUUAUUAGUAAGGCAACAGCCUUUAAAACAUCAAGGUUUUAAUGAAUUUUCGUAGGACAGGAAACAUUUUUUCUUUUAAGGGCGUUCUAUUUCAUUUCACUUGUGAAAUAAAGUUAUUUUAUUUGAAUGUAGUUUUGUUGUCAUUUCUGGAAAAUGUUCUCUUCAGUGGUAGCACCAAUAAGGAAAGUUGGAAAUGCUUGAGGAAAAUUUAAGCUGGUUUUAAACUUGUAGGUCACACUGCUUCCAGUUAAUACAUUUAAAAAAGUUGACUUUACACUUGUGUUCUAAAGGAGAGAAUAUGUGUGGUAAAAUAAACUGCAUUUGUCAGGGGACUAAUAGAAAUAGGUAUGGUUAUUAAGAGUUCAGUAUAAGUCAAAAUUUGAAAUAUUUCUCUUGGGAGUUUGAGUAAUGUCACAAAGUAGUGAAUAAAGCAUGCUAAUGUGCAGGGGUAAUGCAAGGAUUGUUAGCCUGUCUGAAUAAUCAAAAUUUUAAAGCUUCAAUGUUUUCUGAUUUUCAGAGGUGAUCUGUAAUGGAUUCGAAUGUUUCAUUUGUGGUAUAAUGAAAUGUUUACAGAAAGAUGACUUUUUCAUUAAAAUAUUUUUAGAAAUGUG